Molecule: messenger RNA, 1037 nt
Organism: Brassicogethes aeneus
Lineage: Eukaryota; Metazoa; Arthropoda; Insecta; Coleoptera; Nitidulidae
Source: the annotation of a GenBank genome assembly
AAAAACUAUAAAUAAACUGCUACACUAAAGAAACAGAUGUGGAAUAUGGGUCCUUAUUGAAAAUUUACAUUCAUUUUCGACUGUGCAUUUAAAAAUAUGAGAAAUGUAUCAAAACUUCAACCACAGUAUUUUCAACAACCUUAUUAAAGUAGAAGAUAAUGAUAUUGAUAUGGAACCGGUGCAAUUUUACGGUUGUAACGAUAAUUAUAGCAGUGAUACAAGAGUAAGCAACAAUGAGGCUGAAAUGGAGAAAAAAAUUGAGGAGGUCAAAAAGAAAAAACCAGCAUCACAGACUUGCAAAAUAUGCAAUAAAGUGCUUUCAUCGCCUGCAAGCUAUUAUGUACACUUAAAACAACACUCUGACAACAAACCUUACGAAUGUCUAUUCUGCGAUGCCACAUUUUGCAGAAGGGCCUACUUGGAUGUGCACACCCGUACUCACACUGGUGAACGCCCCUUUGAGUGCAGUGUAUGCAAAAAACGUUUCACGCAAAAAUCCAGCCUAAAUACCCACAAAAGAGUUCAUACAGGUGAAAAACCUUACAGUUGCAAAAUAUGCAACAAGAACUUUGCUGCUAAAAGCUACUUACAGGCACACCAAUGGUCGCACAUGAAAUAUAUAGGCAUGACUUGCCCUGAUUGCAAUCAAAUAUUCAAAAACAAAAAUCUUUACUUACAACAUGUCAAAACUCAUAGAAUUGAUAAGUCUUUGCCGUGCAAUUACUGUCAAAAAGUCUUCACAAAAAACUCCUAUCUUAUAAGACAUGUAAAUAAGUUUCACAAAUCCACUGCACAAAACAAUGUAAUUAAGAACUCCUUGGAGAAUAAUGGAAGGAUGUUUUAAUUUGUUAUUUAAGUGCUCCAUAUAAUACUGCCUUUGAACAGAAACACUAAACCAUAGUUUUUUAGUCUAGUCUUAGAAUAUUUAUUUUUUUACUAACAUUUUAUUAAUAAUAAUUAUUAAUAUUUAAGUUUGUAGACUGAAUUAAUCCCCUCAAGCCCUUUCUGUGCCAUGUUAUGUAGUUAUUUAAAUUUGU